Messenger RNA from Papilio polytes (common Mormon), 976 nucleotides. It is a transcript of the gene wmd, whose product is annotated as serine-threonine kinase receptor-associated protein. Gene Ontology annotation, cellular component: SMN complex. NCBI's taxonomy places the organism in Eukaryota, Metazoa, Arthropoda, Insecta, Lepidoptera, Papilionidae. The record is from RefSeq and is a predicted model, not a curated record. The transcript has 8 exons. Gene Ontology annotation, biological process: spliceosomal snRNP assembly. Gene Ontology annotation, molecular function: protein binding; RNA binding. Bases 113 to 976 code for a protein of 287 amino acids.
CGCUUUUCCGUCAGUCGAUUGUCAACAUUCAGUACGAUCAGACUCAUUAGGUUAAUUUUACAGAUAUUAUAUUUAUUUUCCAAAAAGUACAAUAAUCGAAAUUAACAAUAAAAUGACAACGUUGAAACAAGUUCCUCUCACAUGUGGUGGCCAUACUAGACCAGUUGUUCAUUUGGAUUUUAGUGACGUUACAAGUGAUGGAUUUUAUUUGAUUUCGGCCUGCAAAGAUGGCAAGCCCAUGUUGCGGCAAGGUGAGACAGGUGACUGGAUCGGAACUUUUGAGGGUCACAAAGGCGCUGUGUGGGGGGUAGCUUUGACACAAAAUGCAAAUCUAGCAGCUAGUGGAGCAGCCGAUUUUUCAGCAAAAUUAUGGGACGCUCGAUAUGGUGAAGUGGUCCAUACAUUUGACCAUGAACAUAUUGUAAAGAGUGUGAACUUUAAUGCUGAUGAUACUUUGCUGCUAACAGCUAGUAAUGAGAAACUAAUAAGGGUUUUUGACCUCAACAAACCAGAAGCGGGAGCUUUAGAAAAGUUCAGUGCACACACGAACAGUAUUAGACACGCUGUUUUCCUCAAUAACUCGCGAAUCGUCAGUGUAAGUGACGACCUUACCAUGCGCGUCUGGGACAGGAGUAGCGGCCAGGAAGUCAACAAAAUAGAAUUUCCUACGAUUCCCAACAGUUUAGAACUGUCGAGAGAUGGCGCUAUACUGACAGUAGCACAUGGUACAAACGUGUCGUUCUACUCGUCGGACACGAUGCGCAAGAUGCGGGAGUUCGAGGUGCCCACGGCGUGCUACUCCGCCUCGCUGGCGCCGGGCCGCGCCACCUUCGUCUGCGGCGGGGAGGACCUCAAGGUCUACAAGUUCGACUACAACACAGGCACAGAACUAGAAUCAAACAAAGGUCACUUCGGGCCGGUGCACAUAGUGCGGUGGUCGCCGGACGGGGAGCUGUACAGUGACGAGGAGCUGUGA